This is a messenger RNA of Saccharomyces cerevisiae S288C, 1146 nucleotides long. RefSeq names its product lysophosphatidylcholine acyltransferase (gene TAZ1). Bases 1 to 1146 code for a protein of 381 amino acids. Lineage: Eukaryota; Fungi; Ascomycota; Saccharomycetes; Saccharomycetales; Saccharomycetaceae. Gene Ontology annotation, cellular component: mitochondrial inner membrane; mitochondrial outer membrane. The transcript has a single exon. The record is from RefSeq and is marked reviewed. Gene Ontology annotation, biological process: phospholipid metabolic process. Gene Ontology annotation, molecular function: acyltransferase activity.
AUGUCUUUUAGGGAUGUCCUAGAAAGAGGAGAUGAAUUUUUAGAAGCCUAUCCCAGAAGAAGCCCCCUUUGGAGAUUUCUUUCAUACAGUACAUCAUUACUGACCUUCGGUGUAUCAAAACUGCUUCUUUUCACAUGCUAUAAUGUCAAAUUGAAUGGUUUUGAAAAAUUAGAAACUGCCUUGGAACGUUCCAAAAGGGAAAAUAGAGGCCUUAUGACGGUCAUGAACCAUAUGAGUAUGGUCGAUGAUCCGUUAGUUUGGGCAACACUACCAUAUAAGUUAUUUACGUCUUUGGACAACAUAAGAUGGUCUUUGGGUGCACAUAAUAUUUGCUUUCAAAAUAAAUUUCUGGCCAACUUUUUCUCACUUGGCCAAGUCCUUUCAACAGAAAGAUUUGGGGUGGGCCCAUUUCAAGGUUCUAUAGAUGCUUCAAUAAGAUUGUUAAGCCCUGACGACACUUUAGACUUGGAAUGGACCCCUCACUCUGAGGUCUCUUCUUCGCUAAAAAAAGCCUACUCCCCGCCCAUAAUAAGGUCGAAGCCAUCUUGGGUCCAUGUUUAUCCAGAAGGAUUUGUACUACAAUUAUAUCCGCCUUUUGAAAAUUCGAUGAGGUAUUUUAAAUGGGGUAUUACCAGAAUGAUCCUAGAAGCAACAAAGCCGCCCAUUGUAGUACCAAUAUUUGCUACAGGGUUUGAAAAAAUAGCAUCCGAAGCAGUCACAGAUUCAAUGUUUAGACAAAUUCUACCAAGAAACUUUGGCUCUGAAAUAAAUGUUACCAUAGGGGAUCCUUUAAAUGAUGAUUUAAUCGACAGGUAUAGAAAAGAAUGGACACAUUUGGUUGAAAAAUACUAUGAUCCCAAAAAUCCUAACGACCUCUCUGACGAAUUGAAAUAUGGUAAAGAGGCGCAAGAUUUAAGAAGCAGAUUAGCCGCUGAACUGAGAGCCCAUGUUGCUGAAAUUAGAAAUGAAGUUCGCAAAUUACCACGCGAAGACCCUAGGUUCAAAUCCCCCUCAUGGUGGAAGCGGUUCAACACCACGGAAGGUAAAUCGGACCCAGAUGUUAAAGUCAUUGGCGAAAAUUGGGCAAUAAGGAGGAUGCAAAAGUUUCUGCCUCCAGAGGGUAAACCAAAGGGUAAGGAUGAUUGA